CAGUAUGUCCCAAUGGAGUCAAGUCCAACAACUGGAAAUAAAGUUUUUGGAGCAGGUAGACCAGUUCUAUGAUGAUAACUUCCCCAUGGAAAUCCGGCACCUACUAGCACAAUGGAUAGAAAGCCAAGAUUGGGAGGCUGCAUCUAACAAUGAAGCAAUGGCAACGAUCCUUUUACAGAAUUUGCUAAUACAAGUGGAUGAACAGCUGGACCGAGUUUCGCAGGAGAAGAAUCUUCUCUUGAUACACAACCUGAAAAGAAUCAGGAAGUUGCUACAGGGCAAAUAUCAUGGUAAUCCCAUGCAUAUAGCAGUGAUCAUCUCAAACUGUUUAAGAGAAGAAAGAAGAAUAUUGGCUGCAGCUAGCAUGCCUGUACAGGGGCCACUGGAAAAGUCUCUGCAAAACUCCGUGGUUUCAGAACGACAAAGAAACGUAGAGCACAAAGUGUCAGCCAUCAAGAACAGUGCUCAGAUGACUGACCAAGAUGUCAAAUACUUGGAAGACUUGCAAGAGGAAUUUGACUUCAGGUAUAAAACAAUACAAAGCUUAGAGCAGAGUGAUAAAAACAGCGCCCUCAUUAAACAGGAAAUGUUGGCCUUGCAGGCAAUGCUCAAUACUUUAGACUACAAGAGAAAGGAGGUACUCAGUAAAAUAGGGCGUGUGAUUCAUGAAAUAGAUAUGCUUAUGAGCAACAUGCUGACUGAAGAGCUGCUAGACUGGAAGAGACGGCAACAGAUUGCCUGUAUUGGGGGUCCUCUCCAUGGUGGGCUUGAUCAGCUCCAGAACUGUUUUACGCUGUUGGCAGAGAGUCUCUUUCAAGUUAGAAGGCAACUAGAAAAACUGGAUGAACUGUUGACCAGACUGACUUACGAUGGUGACCCUAUCCCAGUGCAAAGACCUCAGCUGCUGGAAAAAGUCAACUUUCUGCUCUACAAUCUUUUCCGGAAUUCAUUCGUGGUUGAAAGGCAGCCCUGCAUGCCAACACAUCCCCAGAGGCCGAUGGUUCUUAAAACGUUAAUACAGUUCACUGUUAAAUUAAGGUUGCUAAUUAAAUUGCCAGAACUGAACUACCAGAUCAGAGUGAAGGCAACUAUUGACAAGAAUGUUUCAACUGUAAGUAAUCGUAGAUUUGUUCUGUGUGGAACACACGUGAAAGCAAUGAACAUGGAUGAAUCUGCAAACGGAAGCCUGUCGGUGGAAUUUCGACAUUUGCAACCCAAAGAAAUGAAAUCAAGUGCUGGAAGCAAAGGAAAUGAGGGCCCUCACAUGGUGACAGAGGAACUGCACUCCAUCAGCUUUGAAACACAGGUCUGCCUGUAUGGAUUGACUAUAAAUUUGGAAACCAGCUCUUUGCCUGUGGUGAUGAUUUCCAAUGUCAGCCAACUACCCAAUGCUUGGGCUUCUAUUAUUUGGUACAAUCUGUCAACCAACGAUCCUCAGAAUUUGUCUUUUUUCAACAAUCCCCCUGCUGCCACUUUAAGUCAGCUCUUAGAAGUGCUGAGCUGGCAAUUUUCAUCGUAUGUUGGUCGUGGACUCAAUUCUGAGCAGCUCAACAUGCUGGCAGAGAAACUUAUGGGACAACAAGUCAGUUACAAUGAUUAUCAACUAUCCUGGGCAAAGUUCUGCAAGGAACAUUUGCCUGGAAAGUCUUUUACCUUUUGGGUUUGGCUUGAAGCCAUCCUGGACUUAAUUAAAAAACACAUUCUUCCUCUUUGGAUUGAUGGGUACAUAAUGGGAUUUGUAAGCAAAGAGAAGGAACGAAUUUUGCUCAAAGACAAGAUACCGGGAACAUUUUUAUUAAGGUUUAGUGAAAGCAAUCUGGGUGGAAUUACCUUUACUUGGGUGGACCAGUUAGAAAAUGGAGAUGUAACAUUUCAUUCAGUGGAGCCCUAUAACAAAGGUCGUUUAUCUGCACUGCCUUUUGCUGACAUACUGCGCGAUUACAAAGUUAUUAUGGCAGACAACGUUCCUGAAAACCCGCUGAAGUAUCUGUAUCCAGACAUUCCCAAAGAUAAGGCCUUUGGCAAACACUACAGCUGUCAGCCAAAUGAAGUCUCAAAGCCCUCAGAUGGAGGAGGCAAAGGUUAUGUUCCUUCUGUAUUUAUCCCAGUCUCCAAAAUCUUAAAUGAUUCUACAGAUCCACAUUCUCCAUCAGAUCUUCUUCCAAUGUCUCCAAGUGUUUAUGCUGUGCUGAGAGAACACCUGAGUCCCACAGUGAUUGAAACUGCCCUGAGUUCUCCUUACUCAACUGACUGAAGUACACAUACUGGAAAAAUUACCAAUUGUGUGAACAACAGAUUGGUUAAAAAUGCAGGGGGGUUUGGUGAUCUUUGUAAAUUAACAUUUCCCAGAAACCAUUAUGAUAUUAUUCUUGGGCCUCAUUCUGUUAUCAAUACUAUGUAAACCAGGAAUCUUUUCUCCCUAUGGAUUACAAAUAGCCUUCAGCAAGUCACAUUGCUGUCCUCACUGAUAAAAAGCCAAAUCCUUUCCGGCUUGGAGGCCAUUUGGCUUCAGUGGGGUCCAAUAGGGAUAAAUUUUACUUGGAGAGUUAACAUCCGUAGAAUUGCUGUAAAUAUGAGAGUAUAAGAACAAAAGGUUUUGCUUCUGAAAAAAGCAUAUAAGGAUAACUAAAGACAUUAACAUGUUUGAGGAAAUUAGGAUUUAUUAUGUUAAAUAGUUUCUGUUUAAUCAGCAUCUUGUAUACCAUUGGUUUAGUUUCUGUUUUAAAGUGAAGAUUCUCAUCUCCCCAAGUUCGAAUGUCUCAUAGGUGCUGGGGUUUGCUUUUUUUCAAAGAUGAAUUACCUUCAGCAUAGAUUUUUAUCUGCCACCACAGCAGAAGCUGUGGAAGGAAGGCAGGCAGGCAAGGCUGCAAAGAGAAAGCAGUUCCAGAAAGGAAACAGACACAAAACUUGUGGUGUCAAAAAGGCUGUCUCUAUUUUGCCACUGGAAGAGAGGGUUAGUAAAAGUUACGCCUUUCACAAAAUAGUUGCAGAACUAAAUCUACUUGUGCAUGAAGCACUCAGAUACUACAUCAAGUACUAUCAGAAAGUCUACAAAGAAAAAAACUCCUGGCCUGACAGAGUUUGGAUACUAUCUGUUAAAAGCGGACUGGGAAGCGCAGUUUUAGAAAACAGUUACUGAAGAGCUGUAGCAUUUGCUGACCACUGGGCAAUUUGCACAACAUGACACAAUAUUACAUGUCUGUCAGAGACUCAUUUAAUAAGCAGAAGAAUUAGCUUCUUUAUAAAUUGUAAAUUGCCUUUUAAAUUUUUUUUUUUUCUUUCAGGCAUUGUUUAGUGCUGGGUUUGCAUUGUUUGGUUCUGUUGUUUGGGUUUUUCCCCCCAAUAUUAUCUCUAAAAAUUCUGUUAAUAGAGUAAUAAACAGGUAAUUCCAACGCCAUUGUAUUUGAUGUACACAGGCUCAUUCAAGAUUUAAUUCUUGUCUGCAGAAUGCAGGGUUCAUGCAUACAAAGUUCUUAAAAUGCAUAUGAACACUUGAGCAUUUGCACCUUACACUCUUCUUGAGUAGGUACAAAUUAGACAUGAUGAAAACAUAACCUCCUUGAAUCAGUAAGACCUGAAUUUUACUUUCAUUUCUUGUUUUUUACUCACUCCUCUCACCCAUAUUACUGACCUUAGUUGAAAGCAGGUGCAUGGAAACAGAGUAAUGAGAUGUUUCUGUGACACACGGGAGUAGGUUUUAAAUGAAUGACCACGUCUUUGUUCAUUAAUCUGAGGGAUUCAAAACAAGCUGCAGAUAGGAAGUAAUUUUCUCUCAAAGCAUCAUGUAUAAAUAACUUUCUAGACCAACAAGAGCAGUUCUGUAUAUAGUUUGGUAACAUCUGUAAUUUAUAUGACCAGUAUGAAUAAAACCAGACUUUGGCUUAAAGUUGGAUACCUGGACUUUUGUGGAAUUUUGUCAAGCUACUAGAAAAAUAGUCUUGCCACCUUUUUGUUGAUCUCAAGUCUGAACUACAAGC
Molecule: messenger RNA, 3977 nt
Organism: Athene cunicularia (burrowing owl)
Lineage: Eukaryota; Metazoa; Chordata; Aves; Strigiformes; Strigidae
Gene: STAT4
Product: signal transducer and activator of transcription 4
Exons: 23
Coding region: 5-2254 (749 amino acids)
Biological process (GO): defense response; cell surface receptor signaling pathway via JAK-STAT; regulation of cell population proliferation
Molecular function (GO): RNA polymerase II cis-regulatory region sequence-specific DNA binding; DNA-binding transcription factor activity, RNA polymerase II-specific
Source: RefSeq, a predicted model, not a curated record